This is a messenger RNA of Rhea pennata, 966 nucleotides long. It is a transcript of the gene APRT, whose product is annotated as adenine phosphoribosyltransferase. The transcript has 5 exons. The coding region runs from base 25 to 564 and encodes 179 amino acids. Gene Ontology annotation, molecular function: adenine binding; AMP binding; adenine phosphoribosyltransferase activity. Gene Ontology annotation, cellular component: cytoplasm. Lineage: Eukaryota; Metazoa; Chordata; Aves; Rheiformes; Rheidae. The record is from RefSeq and is a predicted model, not a curated record. Gene Ontology annotation, biological process: AMP salvage; adenine salvage.
GCGGCUGCGCAGAGCGGCGGCGCCAUGAGCGACGAGCGGCUGCGGCGGGUGCGCGAGCGCGUGCGGCCCUUCCCCGACUUCCCGGUGCCCGGCGUGCUCUUCCGCGAUAUCAGCCCCUUGCUGAAGGAUCCUGCAGCUUUCAGCGCUUUGAUUGAUCUUUUGGAAGCUCAUUUGAGGGGCUCUUUCCCCAACAUCGACCUCAUUGCAGGCCUGGAUUCCCGCGGCUUCCUCAUCGGCCCGCCGCUCGCGCAGAGGCUGGGCAUCGGCUUUGUGCUGAUACGGAAGAAGGGGAAACUCCCCGGUCCGACGGAGUCCGUCUCCUACGCCCUCGAAUACGGCCAGGCCGAGCUCGAGAUCCAGCGCGACGCCGCGGAGCCGGGGCAGAAGGUGGUCAUCGUCGACGACCUGCUCGCCACGGGAGGUACGAUGCGCGCGGCCUGCGAGCUGCUGGCGCGGCUGAAGGCGGAGAUCCUCGAGUGCCUGGUCGUCGUAGAGCUGAAGGCCCUGAAAGGCUCCGAGAAGCUCCAGCCGGUGCCUCUCUACUCGCUGCUGCAGUACGACUGAGGGCACCGGCGGCCGGCGCCGCGCGACCCUGCAGCACCGCUCCGGCUGCCGAGCCGGGGCCCUGAAACCCGAGUCCCGGUUGUUCUCCAGGCCGCACGUCAGGGUGCAUUUAGCCUAAAAAAAUCCCUCUUUUUCUUUCUUUUUUCCCACGGGGUAACUUGGCCGCUGCUGGAUCUUGCGGAGGCAGGAGCGGUCCGGGCCCCGGGGAGCUGCGGGCAGCCCGUGCCGCGCGGGCUGGUGCUGCCCCAAAGCCGCUGCCGAGCCCGGACCCCCCAGCGUGGCUUGGCGAGAGCAGAUACGUCCCAGCAUGCCAAAACUCCCCUGAAAACGCUUAGGGGCUGGUGUCCCCGGCUUAACAGGGGCCGAACUCGCUUCUAAAAUAAACACUGAGCUUUUUUGUAA